Messenger RNA from Peromyscus californicus insignis, 4675 nucleotides. RefSeq names its product WAS/WASL interacting protein family member 1 (gene Wipf1). The record is from RefSeq and is a predicted model, not a curated record. The transcript is spliced from 9 exons. Gene Ontology annotation, molecular function: actin binding. The coding region runs from base 324 to 1808 and encodes 494 amino acids. Lineage: Eukaryota; Metazoa; Chordata; Mammalia; Rodentia; Cricetidae.
UGGUCGCAGCCUCCCGGCGCGGAGCGCUUUUCCUGCCCGCCCCGGCUCAGCCCGGCCGACCCAGAGAGAAGUUUUCCAGAAAAAAAUGCCCCGCGCGCCGCGGGGCCGAGGAGCCGCCCGGAGCCGCCGCGCGGAGGCCAGAGCUUGUCCAAAAUGGCUGCCCAGAAACAACCCCUCGCUUGUGUGAGAAGAUGAUGCCAUUUUAAGGGACCGUUUUCUGUUAUGGCUCAUGUCUUGCUUGCUCUCUAUCUGCCUGAGUCCCUGAUCAUGCCUGCCUUUUUAACGAUUUAUCCACAAGACUGUUGAAAUUUUAACUGUCCAAGAUGCCUGUCCCUCCCCCGCCAGCACCGCCGCCACCACCAACAUUUGCUCUCGCCAAUACCGAGAAACCGACCUUGAAUAAGACAGAGCAGGCUGGGAGGAAUGCUCUUCUCUCCGACAUCAGCAAAGGAAAGAAGCUGAAGAAGACAGUUACCAAUGACAGAAGCGCGCCAAUAUUGGACAAACCAAAAGGAGCCAGUGCCAGUGGUGGUGGUGGCUACAGUGGAGGCGGCGGAGGUGGCGGUGGUGGUGGAGGAGGUGGCGGUGGCAGCAGUGGAAAUUUUGGAGGGGGUGGACCCCCCGGAUUGGGAGGACUAUUCCAGGCCGGAAUGCCGAAGCUGAGGUCCACCGCCAACAGGGAUAACGAUUCUGGAGGAAGCCGACCACCGAUUUUGCCACCCGGAGGAAGAGCCACAUCUGCCAAGCCCUUUUCGCCCCCCAGUGGCCCGGGGCGGUUCCCCGCACCCUCACCAGGACACAGGAGUGGUCCCCCAGAGCCACCCAGGAACCGAAUGCCUCCCCCCAGGCCUGACGUGGGCUCAAAACCCGAUAGCCUUCCCCCUCCGGUACCAAAUACGCCGAGACCCAUUCAGUCGAGUCUGCACAACCGGGGGUCCCCGGCAGGGCUGGGGGCCCCCAGGCCCCCCUUUCCCGGAAACCGAGGUGCUGCUUUUGGAGCAGGCUCUGUGCGUCAGAACCCCUCGAGCUCCUCCUCUCCAUUCUCCAGGCCCCCUCUGCCCCCCACCCCCAGCCGAGCCUUGGAUGACAAGCCCCCUCCACCACCUCCCCCGGUGGGCAACAGGCCCUCCAUCCACAGAGACGCCGUCCCAUCUCCUCCCUCACAGAACAGCAAACCUCCAGUGCCUUCCACCCCACGGCCUGGGUCCGGGUCCCAGGCACCACCUCCUCCGCCACCGCCCAGCCGCCCGGGCCCUCCUCCCCUGCCGCCGACUUCCAACGAUGAGAUCCCAAGGCUGCCACAGCGGAACCUGUCCCUCACCUCCUCUGCACCUCCUUUGCCUUCACCUGGACGCUCCGGGCCUCUCCCUCCCCCACCCAACGAGAGGCCCCCUCCUCCAGUGAGGGAUCCGCCAGGCAGAUCAGGCCCCCUCCCUCCACCUCCUCCGAUUAGCAGAAACGGAAGCGCACCCCGGGCCCUGCCUGCCACCCCUCAGCUGCCAUCCAGGAGUGGAGUAGACAGCCCCAGGAGCGGGCCAAGGCCUCCUCUUCCUCCAGACAGGCCGGGUGCCGGGGCGCCGCCCCCUCCCCCGCCAUCAACAUCAGUUCGAAAUGGCUUCCAAGACUCAUCCUGUGAAGAUGAGUGGGAAAGCAGAUUCUACUUCCAUCCGGUUUCCGAUUUGCCACCUCCAGAACCGUAUGUGCCAACAACCAAGACGUAUCCCAGCAAACUGGCCAGAAAUGAAAGCCGGAGUGGAUCCAACCGAAGAGAAAGGGGUGCCCCACCCCUUCCUCCCAUCCCGAGGUGAUCUCUGACUGCUCGUCUCUACCCAAGCUCCAAAGCUGCUUGUGUUGUUGCUGUUUGAAAACCGCACGCCCCCUCCCCUUCCUCUGUCCCUCUCAGAGACAGUAGGAGGGAAGAACGAAGCUGGGGGUAGGUGCGUUGGUGGGGGGAGGGGAUCAGGAAAGACGCGCCUAGCUGUUUAUGUUGUAUAUAGUCUUGAGCUCUUAUUGCUUGCGUCAGCUGCAGCCUGCCGGGGUUGGCUGCUGGGAUCGAUAAGCUUUUGUUCCGAGUAGGCAGAGACGAACUGUAUCCCAGCUUUCAGCCCCACGAAGUCAGACGUUUUCACUGCUUAUUUGCUACAGGCUGUAGUUGUUAAAUUCCCCGAGAGCUGGUUUUGUCCAUGCCUUUCUCGCUCACAUGGCCUCUGGUCUGUUUCCAUGAACCACAGACUGCCCGAGCAAGUUGCUGAACAAGCCUCACGUAAAUGAAGCCCUGUGGUUAUCCAAUAUCCAAUCUUUGGCAGCCUGAGGUAGGCUCCAGGGCAGAGUUGUCUAACAGAAACAUGCUGUGAGCCCCAUACCCAAUCUUAAAAUGACCAGCAGCCAUGUUUUGUAAAGAUAAAAAGAAACAGGUGAAAAGAAUUCCAUUUUUCUUAACUCUGUGCAUCUGAAAUACCACGUUGACCUGUACUCAAUAUAGAAAUUAUGAGAUAUUUAUAUUUUGGUACUAACUCUUCACACUCCGGUGAUCAUUCUGUACUUAGAACAAACACAUCACCAGGUUUUGGGUGUCCAGUAGCCACACGUGCCUAAGUACCAUACUGUCAGACCGUCUGGAUCUGGAAGAUAGGAGCUGGGGCAGAAACCUCUGGUCUACACAGGCAAAUUGAGUUUUCAACAAUUCAAGAGAUGCCCCAGUACACGGUCAGAACUCAGUACCGUGUUUGGCAGGACAGUGAGACGUUGGAUCUUGGUUCCUUAUUUUGCCUUUUUCCUUAAUACAUAUGUACAGGUGUUUCUUCAGAGUGUCUGUCAGAAGGUGAUCUAGUACAGUUUACAGUCACAUGGAAUAAAGCAACUAAACUGUAAGCCGGUGAGCACUUCCCAGCUCAGGACCAGCUCGAUAGUCAGCCUUGCAGAUCUCAAGUGGCCCUCAGUCCUCCACCCCAGAGCAACUCCUUCCUCAGGGCCAGCAGGAAAGGCCAGGAAGGCAGAGAAGGUAUAAAACCAGAAUUGUGGGGGAAGGGAACAGAUUUGAGAUGAUGGGCAGAACUCUUCAAAACCCACUGAGGUCAAGUGGAUUAAGGAGCUUACCAGUAGAAACUGGGAAGAACUAGUUUUGAAUCUCUUGGGAGAAUCACUUGUUCUGGACCGAUGUAGAGAAGGGAAUGCCCUGUAGGACCACAGAAAGGACCAGGCUUGCCUUUUUCUAUACAUAUAAUUUUGUUUACAAUUUUACUGGGACUUUUGAAUCUAGCUAUAGAGUUGGAAAAAGAUUUCCAUUUUGAUGUUUUAUAUAGUUAUGUUUAAUAUUACCAUGGUCUAUUUUAGCACAUGGCCACAUGUGUGUAUGUACCUGAACUUUGUAUUUGGGGUCCAGUGUAUUGCUCACAUGUUGCUGGGAGAUGCUAACAAAAAAAAAAUCAAUCCAAAGAAAAAUGGAAAGACAUUUCUAUUUAUAGAAUAAUUGUUUCAUUUAUAUGGAAGCAGAACUUAGGAGUUCUAAUAGAUGAAAUGUCUAAUAAAUUAUGAAGUGACUGAUUUGAAUAUUUUGUAUUUUUAUAACUUUCCUUGCCAAAGCCCUGAACUUAGAACUUUAAAGAGUCAUUCUCCUCCCUUCUCCUCUGCCAUUUGUCUGUCUUCCAUGAGAAUGAAGAAAUAAAAGGCUUCACAAGCUUGACAUUUUUUAUUUCUAACAUUUUUAUAAUGUAUUUUGAAUUCUUUGUGCGAUGUUCACUAUACUAAACAUCUUUUUGAUAGACUCCAAGUGACCCACUCUGCUAAAAAUAGAAUUGUUCCUUUCUCGUGCUAUGUAUGGCAGAUAAAAGUCUGACUCAAAAGACGUGGGUCUGAAUUUUUUAAGGGAUAGUGAAAACUGGACAAGUCCUAGCAUGUCUCAAUUUUUUUGGGUACUUUUCUAAAUUAGAAAUAGGAUCACAGCUCAGAGUUGCCAUUCAUAAUAAAGAAGUUUUAGAAUGUAUUUUUCAAAGAAUGUUUCAGUAAUACACUUUACAUCCUUUCUCUAGAAAUUAGGAACCCAGUUGCAUCUGAAACUCUGGGGAAGUUCUGUGCUUAGCUAAACCUAUAGCAGAUCACAAAAAAAAAAAAAAGACUUUUUUUUUCCCCUGAAAUCAAAGCUUACAUGUAUGUUUUUUUCAUAAUAUUUCCAGUUAUGUGUAUUCAAGAUGCAAUACAGUAUUUUAACAUUCACAAAUCAUUUUAUAUGGAAAUAUAUUGCAGUAUUAAAAUUCAGUGUUCAGUGUUUCCUUCACUAUGCAUUUUAUUUACUGAAAGCUGAGAAAUGUUUAACCCAAUGGUGCCUUACUCUGUGAUCUGAAAGGAGUCGACUUUUUGUGUCCAAGUAUGGAUUAUUUGCAUAUUUGUAAAAACUGUUAGGCCUUUAUAUUUUAACUUGUAAUAGCAAUUUUAUUAUUGUAAUAGCAGAAACAGGGUGGUUAUUACAGUAUCCUCAAAUUUGGGGUAUGAAAUGGAGUUUCUCUGUUUAUAGGCAGGGGCUGUAGAGGAAUUUUUUUCAUACCACCGCACUGUGUAAACAGACACUUAGGUCUCUGUGUCUUCAGGGUAGUUAAAUGGUAGGGUAGACUCUACCCUCAACACCUGCGUCUUUGUAUUAGCCAGACAAUAAAUAAAACACGGAAUGAUACGGUGUCAA